Messenger RNA from Didymodactylos carnosus, 279 nucleotides. NCBI's taxonomy places the organism in Eukaryota, Metazoa, Rotifera, Eurotatoria, Philodinida, Philodinidae. The record is from the annotation of a GenBank genome assembly.
AUGGGUCAACUGCCUGCUACGACUGUCUAUGUUACACAACAGGUACCAUUUCUGGGUACCCAGCCAGCUGCCAUAACGUGUCCUGCGUGUCGAACUCAGGUUGUUACAAAUGUGGAUUAUGUGAGUGGUACUGCUGCAUGGUUAAUAUGCGUAUUAAUAGCAGUGUUUGGUGGAGUAUUUGGUUGUUGUCUUAUUCCCUUUUGUGUUGAUUCAAUGAAAGAUGCCGUUCAUUAUUGCCCAGCUUGUAAGGCACAAAUUGGCAUAAGACGAGUAAUGUAA